Molecule: messenger RNA, 783 nt
Organism: Phytophthora infestans T30-4
Lineage: Eukaryota; Oomycota; Peronosporomycetes; Peronosporales; Peronosporaceae
Product: Der1-like family, putative
Exons: 6
Coding region: 20-742 (240 amino acids)
Biological process (GO): endoplasmic reticulum unfolded protein response
Cellular component (GO): endoplasmic reticulum membrane; Hrd1p ubiquitin ligase ERAD-L complex
Molecular function (GO): misfolded protein binding; ubiquitin-specific protease binding
Source: RefSeq, a predicted model, not a curated record
GUCGGAGGAAGAGACAACCAUGAAUGACCCGCUGGAAUGGUACUACGAGAUCCCCGUUGUGUCACGGCUGUACCUCACAGGCUCCUUCCUCACGACCACGGCAUGUGCACUGGACUUGGUGUCGCCAUUUUCACUCUAUUUCAACUUUAACCUCAUCUUUUUCAAGGGACAAGUAUGGAGACUUUUGACCAAUUUCAUGUUCUUCGGACUCUUCAGUCUCGACUUUCUAUUCCACAUGUACUUCGUCGUUCGCUAUUGCAGAUUACUAGAGGAAGGAUCCUUCCGAGGUCGAACAGCGGAUUUUGUGUACAUGCUACUGCUGGGAGCAGUCUUUAUGAUCUUAGUGGCACCAUUCGUGAACAUCCACUUUCUAGGAUCGUCGCUAACGUUCAUGAUGGUGUACCUCUGGGGUCGCCGCAAUGAACACGUGCGGAUGAGCUUCUUGGGUCUGUUCCCGUUCACAGCACCGUAUCUGCCAUGGGUGCUGUUCUCCUUUUCUAUUCUGCUGGGAAACAGCGCGACGACCGAUUUGAUUGGCAUCAUUGUUGGACAUAUCUAUUAUUUCCUGGAAGACGUUUACCCUACGAUUGCUAGCAUUCGAGGCUGGAAGACCCAGCGACCGCUUGCAACUCCUCGUAUCAUCCGCUACCUGUUUGAUCCGCGCCCUGUAGCUGUUGAUGGCGAGCAGGUCAUCAAUGAUUUCGGCGGUGUAGAUGACAACGAUCACCCGCACGCAGAGUGAGCAGGACUAUUGACCUCGAAACAAGAAUCAAUUUGAAGAUA